Papaver somniferum (opium poppy) is the source of this 1293-nucleotide messenger RNA. RefSeq names its product COP9 signalosome complex subunit 6a-like. Gene Ontology annotation, biological process: protein deneddylation. The record is from RefSeq and is a predicted model, not a curated record. The transcript is spliced from 9 exons. Bases 49 to 1002 code for a protein of 317 amino acids. Lineage: Eukaryota; Viridiplantae; Streptophyta; Magnoliopsida; Ranunculales; Papaveraceae. Gene Ontology annotation, cellular component: COP9 signalosome. Gene Ontology annotation, molecular function: protein binding; metallopeptidase activity.
GUAGUUGUAUAUUAUAUUCGCAAAACUCCAUAGAAAGAGAGAGAAACAAUGGCGUCGUCAAGCAGCGGUCUAACAUUCAAGCUACAUCCAUUAGUAAUAGUUAAUGUAUCAGACCAUUAUACUAGGGUUAAAUCUCAAGCUUAUCAUUCACAGCUUAUCGCUGGAGCCAAUGCACCAACAUCGUCGUCAUCCCCAUCAUCAUUAGAAUCACCAAGAGUAUUUGGUUGUGUUAUUGGUACACAAACUGGUAGAACUGUUGAGAUCUUUAAUAGUUUUGAACUAUUAUAUGAUCCUCAAACUGAUUCUCUUGAUCGUGCUUUCCUUCUUAAGAAAGAAGAACUCUAUAAGAAAGUUUUCCCAAACUUCUAUAUACUUGGUUGGUACUCAACUGGAAGUGAUGCCCACGAAACAGAUAUGCAGAUUCAUAAAGCUUUGAUGGAUAUCAAUGAAAGCCCAGUUUAUGUUCUUCUCAAUCCCACCAUUCAUCACGCGCAGAAGGAUCUUCCAGUGUCUAUCUAUGAAAGUGAACUGCACGUCAUUGAUGGAAUUCCACAGCUAAUCUUUGUUCGUGCAACCUACACUAUUGAGACUGUUGAAGCAGAACGAAUCUCAGUCGAUCACGUAGCACACAUCAAACCAUCUGAUGGAGGUUCAGCUGCAACCCAAUUGGCUGCACAUCUUACAGGAAUACACAGUGCCAUAAAGAUGCUUAACAGCAGAAUUAGAGUUCUUAAUCAGUAUCUUGUAGCCAUGCAAAAAGGUGAUAUUCCGUUUGACAACUCACUGCUCAGGCAGGUUUCUAGUCUCUUACGAAGAUUGCCAGCCAUUGAAUCGGGAAAAUUCCAAGAUGAUUUCUUAAUGGAAUACAAUGACACUCUCCUGAUUACAUACUUGGCCAUGAUAACUAACUGCUCGAGCACUGUGAACGAGGUUGUCGACAAAUUAAAUGUGGCAUAUGACAGACAUAGUCGGAGAGGAGGAGCCAGGAGUGCCUUUAUUUGAAAGCUCGUCGUACGGUUUAAUAUGUUCUUAGUUGAGUCAGAGGUUAUAUUUGUGGUGGUAUACUAUUUCACGGUCACUGUGAACAAUUGAAAAGAACUUUUGGGGGUUGAUAAUCUUGUAGGUUGUCCCAUUUCUGGUCAUAUUCUGCAAUAUGCAGGAGGGAAUUGGUAUAUUAUACUUUGGGCUGUGAGUUUUGGUUUGUAACCCCACAUUUUGCAGCAGUGCGUACAGUAUGAUGUGCAUGAUAUUAAUAGGGCAUUGCUUUUUAACAAGGUCUUAACUUUUGGGCUA